Drosophila ficusphila is the source of this 2995-nucleotide messenger RNA. RefSeq names its product aminopeptidase Ey-like. Gene Ontology annotation, cellular component: cytoplasm. Gene Ontology annotation, molecular function: zinc ion binding; peptide binding; metalloaminopeptidase activity. Gene Ontology annotation, biological process: proteolysis; peptide catabolic process. NCBI's taxonomy places the organism in Eukaryota, Metazoa, Arthropoda, Insecta, Diptera, Drosophilidae. The transcript is spliced from 7 exons. Bases 99 to 2882 code for a protein of 927 amino acids. The record is from RefSeq and is a predicted model, not a curated record.
UUCGCGUCGACCGUCGAACAGGUCGCACUCGGUCCUCGUCCUCGUCCUCCUGCGUUCUGUGUUCUCCACUGCUCUUCUGGCGCUCUAAACGAAUCAGAAUGAAGUGGCUUUUGUUGUUCGUGGUGGCCCUUGGUUUGGGCUUAGCCACGGCCGAAAUCGACUCCAGUUAUAAUUACUAUCGCUUGCCGACUGCGUUGCGCCCUCAAAAGUACAACUUGCGCGUCUUGACACUGCUGGAAAAUCCAGAGGACCUUCGCUUUUCCGGCUCUGUUAAGAUUCUGAUUGAAGCUCUGGAGAACACUAGGAACAUAACGCUGCACUCGAAGAAUCUGACCAUCGAUGAAUCGCAGAUUACUUUGCAACAAAUCGGUGGAGAGGGGAAGAAGGAUAACUGCGUGUCCUCCACGGCUGUGAAUCCCACCCACGACUUCUAUAUCCUUAACACCUGUCAGGAGCUGCUGGCCGGAAAUAAGUACGAGUUGUACAUUCCCUUUUCCGCCGACUUGAACCGACAACUGGAGGGUUAUUACCGCAGCUCGUACAAAGAUCCUGUGGCGAAUGUUACCAAAUGGAUUUCCGUUACCCAGUUUGAGCCAGCUUCUGCUCGAUUGGCCUUCCCCUGCUUCGAUGAGCCAGACUUUAAGGCACCAUUCGUGGUUACCUUGGGUUAUCACAAGAAGUUCACUGGUCUGAGCAACAUGCCCAUUAAGGAAACCAAGCCGCAUGAAACCCUUGCCGACUACAUUUGGUGCGAAUUCCAGGAGUCGGUGCCGAUGUCCACCUACCUGAUCGCCUACUCCGUCAACGAUUUCUCCCACAAGCCAUCCACCCUCCCGAAUAGUGCUCUUUUCAGGACUUGGGCCAGGCCCAAUGCAAUCGAUCAGUGCGAUUAUGCCGCUGGUUUCGGACCCAAAGUACUGCAGUACUACGAGCAGUUCUUCGGCAUCAAGUUCCCGCUUCCGAAGAUCGAUCAGAUCGCCGUGCCCGAUUUCAGUGCUGGUGCCAUGGAGAACUGGGGUCUGGUCACCUACAGGGAGAUUGCUCUCCUCUACUCGGCGGCUCAUUCCUCGCUGGCCGACAAACAGAGGGUGGCAAGUGUGGUGGCCCAUGAGUUGGCUCACCAGUGGUUCGGCAAUCUGGUCACCAUGAAGUGGUGGACCGAUCUGUGGCUCAACGAGGGAUUCGCCACCUAUGUGGCCAGCUUGGGUGUGGAGAACAUCAACCCCGAGUGGCGUUCCAUGGAGCAGGAGUCGCUCUCCAAUCUGCUGACCAUCUUCCGCAGGGACGCCUUGGAGAGCAGCCAUCCCAUUUCCAGACCCAUUCAAAUGGUUUCCGAGAUUUCGGAGAGCUUCGAUCAGAUCUCCUACCAGAAGGGUUCCACUGUGCUGCGAAUGAUGCACUUGUUCCUGGGCGAAGAGUCCUUCCGCUCCGGUUUGCAGUCGUAUCUGCAGAAGUAUUCCUACAAGAAUGCCGAGCAGGAUAACCUGUGGGAAUCGCUUACUCAGGCAGCCCACAAAUACCGAGCUCUGCCGAAGAGUUAUGACAUCAAGAGCAUUAUGGACUCGUGGACUCUGCAAACUGGCUACCCUGUUAUCAACGUGACCCGAGAUUACUCCGCCAGGACUGCGAAACUCAGCCAGGAGCGGUAUCUUCUGAAUACCCAAAUAUCCCGAGCUCAUCGCGGUGGUUGCUGGUGGGUUCCUUUGAGUUACACCACCCAGGGAGUUCAGGACUUCAACAACACCGCACCGAAGGCUUGGAUGGAGUGCGGCAAGAACGGCGAGAGCCUGCCCAAGACCAUUCAGGACCUUCCAGGACCCGACCAGUGGGUGAUCUUCAACACGCAGCUGUCGACGCUCUACAAGGUCAACUAUGACGCCCAGAAUUGGAAGCUCUUGAUUGAGACUUUGACCAACGGAGACUUCGAACGCAUUCAUGUCAUUAACCGAGCUCAGCUGAUCGAUGAUGCUUUGUAUUUGGCCUGGACUGGGGAACAGGACUACGAGAUCGCCAUGAGAUUGAUUGAGUAUCUGCAGCGGGAGCGGGAGUAUCUGCCCUGGAAAUCGGCAUUUGAAAACCUCAAGCGCGUGGGUCGCAUUGUUCGUCAAACUCCCGACUUUGAGUUCUUCAAGCGCUACAUGAAGAAACUGAUCUCCCCGAUUUACGAGCACCUCAACGGCAUCAACGACACAUUCAGUUCGAUCCAGCAACAGGAUCAAGUUCUUCUGAAGACAAUGGUGGUCAACUGGGCCUGCCAGUACCAAGUUUCCGAUUGUGUGCCCCAGGCUUUAGCAUACUACCGCAACUGGAGAUCGGAGGCCAAUCCCGAUGAGAAGAACCCGGUGCCCAUCAAUGUGAGGAGCACUGUUUACUGCACCUCCAUUAAGCAUGGAUCCGAUGCUGACUGGGAGUUCCUGUGGACGCGGUACAAGAAAUCCAAUGUGGCUGCCGAAAAGAGGACCAUUUUGACUGCUUUGGGUUGUUCGAGGGAGGUGUGGCUGUUGCAGCGUUAUCUGGAGCUGACCUUUGACCCCAAGGAGGCCAUUCGCAAACAGGACUCGAUGUGGGCCUUCCAGGCGGUGGCCUUCAACGAAGUGGGCUUCCUGCUGGCCAAGAAGUAUUUCAUGGACAACGUUGACUUCAUCUACAAGUUCUACCAUCCCCUCACCAAGGACAUGUCUCGUCUACUGUCGCCGCUUUCCGAACAAGUCAUCACGCUGACCGAUUUCAACGAGUUCAAGGACUUCGUCAACAACUCACGGCCGAGUCUCAAGGGCCUGGAGCAGGCCAUCCAGCAAACCCUGGAGAUAAUGCUCACCAAUGUGCAAUGGAAGGAGCGGAACUACCACCAGAUGUCCCGCUCCAUCCAACAGCUCCUCUAGAUUACCCAGUAACCAGUCAAGUCUCUCAUCAGCUCAUUAAGAAACGAAUCUCUUAAUUUCAGCAGGAUAUUAUGAACGUUUAAAGUCCCCUAAAUAAACUAUUUAAUACUGUA